GGGCCGUCUCCGCUGACGUCCGCCUGCGUGGAGAGCGAGGGUGCAUGCUCCCCAAGCUUCCAACCUCUACCUCUCAAGCCAUUCUAUCAACCUCGACGACUAUAAAUCUUAACAGAGGUAGCGUCUCGCGAUCGCAUUAUUUAGAAAUGGACGUCGAAGAAUCGCCUUGGGCCGACUCGUCACAGGCCGCAUCGCAACAGGCAUCGCAGCCUGAAGCCGCGGCCUCGCAAUCGUCCAACCCAGCUCCCUCCGCUUCCUCAUCGGCCCCUCGUCCAUCAAGAGGACCUCGUCGCCUGGUCGCUCAACCCACACGUCUCGAAGCUGUCGAUGAUCCUCUUGGUCCUCUCGGCGCCGCCACCGAAGACAAUGGCCCUGCUCAGGAUGCCCCUCCGGUGCCUCCGCAAAAGGAGCAGAUGGUGAUUCGUACCACCAUGCCUCAAACCCAGCAGCAACGACGACCUGCGGAUCCUCACCAUAUCGACGAUGAUGAGAACGAUGGGCCAAAAGCUCCUCGCGCACCUCCUCCCGUUGAGGCUGCCCAGCCCAGUGCAGUUAGGAGCAGCAAUCAGCCGAGCGUUAGUGUUGAGCAGGCUGCCAAGCCCACGUUCCAGAUUACGGUUGGAGAUCCUCACAAAGUUGGUGAUCUGACAAGUUCCCACAUUGUCUAUUCCGUUCGAACCAAGACGACUUCCAAGGGAUAUAAACAGCCCGAGUUCGAAGUCAAGCGCCGAUAUCGCGAUUUCCUUUGGCUUUACACUACUCUUCACGGCAACAACCCUGGAAUUGUGGUUCCACCUCCUCCUGAGAAGCAGGCUGUCGGUCGUUUCGACAGCAACUUUGUUGAGAGCCGACGAGCUGCUUUGGAGAAGAUGCUCAACAAGACCGCGAUACACCCCACGCUCCAGCACGAUCCCGAUCUGAAGCUUUUCUUGGAAAGCGAAACUUUCAAUGUGGACGUCAAGCACAAGGAGAGACGGGAACCCAUUCCUACCGAAAGCAAGGGUGUGCUUGGGUCUCUAGGUAUCAAUGUUGGAGGUGGUAACAAGUUUGUGGAACAAGACGAUUGGUUCCAUGAUCGCAAGGUCUAUCUUGAUGCUCUCGAGAAUCAGCUCAAGGGGCUUCUUAAGGCUAUGGAGACCAUGGUCGGCCAACGUAAGAUGAUGGCCGAGGCAGCUGGCGACUUUUCGGCUUCCCUUCACGCGCUCUCCACUGUCGAACUGUCUCCCUCGCUAUCAGGCCCUCUCGAUGCUCUUUCCGAGCUCCAGCUUACUAUCCGAGAUGUGUACGACCGCCAGGCACAACAAGAUGUUCUGACAUUCGGCAUUAUCCUUGAGGAGUACAUUCGCCUUAUCGGUUCAGUUAAGCAGGCGUUUGGCCAGCGACAAAAGGCGUUCUAUUCAUGGCAUGCUGCGGAAUCGGAACUACAGAAGAAGAAGGCUACACAGGACAAGCUCUUGAGACAAGGUAAGAGUCAGCAAGACCGACUCAACCAAAUGAGCGCCGAAGUUGGCGAGUCAGAGCGCAAGGUGCACCAGGCCAGACUUCUAUUCGAAGAUAUGGGUCGGUUGAUGAGAAGCGAGCUUGAUCGAUUCGAGAAGGAGAAAGUGGAAGAUUUCAAGAGUGGUGUCGAGACAUUCCUUGAAAGCGCAGUUGAGGCGCAAAAGGAGCUUAUUGAGAAGUGGGAGACAUUCUUGAUGCAGCUUGACGCUGAAGACGACGAGUCAGUAUUUUAUAGGCCACCAGUAUACCAGCAGCAACAGCAGCAAAAGGGGGGCGAUACUGCUGUUGACCGUGCUCGAGCGAGGAUAGACGAAGACUCGGACUAGAUGGACCGGGCGCCGGUUUCCCCAACGCAUCUUGACGGUUCUAUCUGGUAGCGAUGAGGUUGAGCUCUUGAUGGGAGGAAGAAUUAUAUUCACGUCCACAGAGAUGUUUGACUAUUGAUCAGUUCCGAGAAUCGGAGACACGUGUUUUUUAUAUCUUACAAGCCUCGGGGGCUUUAUAGCUGUUGUACAUAUCGAACCACCCCCCAUCCACCUCAUGCUUCCAAUUCUCGGAUGUCCUCAAUAGUAAUUUAUACAAGACUCAUUUCCAUCCCAAGUUGGUAUUGGGUCGUUACGGUUUUUGUGAUAGCGGUUCCUCCUCUAUUAACAACAACAUUGUAUCAUUGUUUACUUUCUCUUCUUAGCCUGCUUCUUAGGUCCUGAAUCCCUCAUAGCGUUCGCAUCUUGUGAUGGCGCAUAUCCAGUGAUAAGAUCCGCAUAACCUUCAUCAGCAGCCUCAGCAUCACCUUCACCCUCCUCAGCGUGAGAAGCAUCAUAGGCACGGCCGUAACGUUCUCGGAAAGCAGCCAAUUUACCGGCCUCAUCAAGCUCGACGUUCUUGAGUGACUUCUCAGAUGGCUGCCACAGCAAUGUGUUGCGUGUGUCCUUUGUAGCGCGGUAAAUGGGCAGUGGUGAAGUCGUUCGCAUGGUGUAUGAGGAGCCGUCGGAUAGAGUGACGAGCUGAGUGAAUGUGUAUGGUCGGCGUGGUCGAGGAAUGAAUGUGGCAUGACGGACUUGGCCGAGGGAGUGGCGGGUUGGUGAGCAUGGUGUUGAGAGUGUUGUUCGUAGAGGCGAGAGAGUCGCCGGUGACACUGAGAAUUUGGCCAUUGUGAAUUAGAAGCGCUACUAUGAGCGAGGCCGUAAAAAGACGAAUUGACGGCCCUGACAGCGAUGAAGACCGUAGAUUGGUGGUGAAGCUUCAGAUAGGUAGGCUUGAAGUCGAUCGGUAAAAUUUAGGAUGCGAGGUCCGAAUGCGGGUACACCAAGCAGGGGUUCUGGAU
This is a messenger RNA of Fusarium odoratissimum NRRL 54006, 2824 nucleotides long. RefSeq lists its product as uncharacterized. Gene Ontology annotation, cellular component: endosome. Gene Ontology annotation, biological process: protein retention in Golgi apparatus; retrograde transport, endosome to Golgi. The record is from RefSeq and is a predicted model, not a curated record. Gene Ontology annotation, molecular function: phosphatidylinositol binding. Lineage: Eukaryota; Fungi; Ascomycota; Sordariomycetes; Hypocreales; Nectriaceae. The transcript has 3 exons. The coding region runs from base 45 to 1826 and encodes 593 amino acids.